Messenger RNA from Trichoderma asperellum CBS 433.97, 2923 nucleotides. RefSeq names its product autophagy protein atg9 (gene ATG9). NCBI's taxonomy places the organism in Eukaryota, Fungi, Ascomycota, Sordariomycetes, Hypocreales, Hypocreaceae. Gene Ontology annotation, biological process: autophagy of mitochondrion; protein localization to phagophore assembly site; nucleophagy. Gene Ontology annotation, cellular component: phagophore assembly site; autophagosome. The record is from RefSeq and is a predicted model, not a curated record.
ACAAACCGGAAAUCCAGCACCAGCUGACUGUCUUCGCAUCACGCUUCCUCCAACAGGAUCCCUUCUUUUUUUGGCUCGGGCGUGUUAUUGAUAUGCACAUCGCUGGCACAUCUGACGUUUACGGUCUUUGGCCUGUUCCUCCUCUCCGUCUUACGAGCGAUUCCCGAUGAUCAUGGUUGGCUGAGCUUGGCCAUAACAGAGCUCUGUAACUGAGCUUCCAGCAUGGCACCCAAGAUUUUUGGACGACUUUCCGCGUCUACGCGAGGCGGUCGAUCGUUUUACGAACAGCUACGAGGCGACGACGAUGAAGCAGACUUGGACCCGGAGGCGGGGCCAUCACUCGAAGACCACGAUUUUAUGCCCACGGCCAGGCGCCGCAACAACACCGACAGCAUGUUGUCCCCAGAGGCGAACAGCGUACACGAUGGCAUCCGGAGAACAGCUGCCGAUGGCCGAACCUCUUCUCUAGGAUGGCCACACGACGACGAAGGCGAUGAUGACGUGCCUGCUUCUCUCCUCGUGGAGCCUAACAAACUGGUGACGGCAAAUCCAGGCCUAGCUCGAACAGAAGCACCGCAUGAAUCUCAACAUUACGACAGCCCUAAUCUUUCGUCAAGCCAUAGCCACGCCCCAUGGCGACCGCCGGCUGAUGAAAGAAGGCACGAAGCUCCGAGGCCAAGCACACGACCAGCCACCGCGCCUUACAGACCUUCAAUAAACGCCGGGGCAUCGUUCAACCGAAAGAAUACGGCGCUGUGGAAAUGGGUGAAUAUUACGAAUCUCGAUAGCUUCAUGAGAGAUGUUUACGACUAUUAUGAAGGAGGCGGGAUGUGGUGUAUCAUGUGUGCAAAUGCUCUGUGGCUGCUGGAGACUUUGUUCGUGGCCGUCUUAUUGACUUUUCUGACCCAGUGCGUCAAUUACAGCAGCAUACCGCACAGCCACUCGCUGAGCAAAGUCGUCAUACCUCGUUGCACCCAGAAAAUGUCGGGAUGGUGGGCAUUGGGAAUAUGGUUCUACUCCUUCUUCUUCAUAUGGAAGUCUGUGCAGUACUUCUUCGAAAUCCGCCGUCUACUCUUCGUUCGCGAAUUUUUCAUUGUACUUCUCGAGAUUCCCGAACAAGAUAUGCAGACCAUCUCUUGGCAGGAUGUCGUUGCUCGAAUCAUGACUUUGCGGGAUCAGAAUCCUAGGACGGCAGCAGAUAUACCGCAAAACCUACGGCGCUUUAUUGGCAGUCAAUCGAAGGAACGAUUGGACGCUCACGAUAUCGCUAACCGACUGAUGCGCAAGGAGAAUUACUUGAUCGCCAUGAUCAACAAAGAUCUGCUAGACUUGUCGCUUCCGUUUCCGUUUCUUCGAGGCCGUCAAUUAUUUUCAAAGACUAUGGAAUGGUAUCUGCACUACUGCAUUCUUGACAUGGCUUUUAAUGAACUGGGCCAAGUCCAGCAGGACUUUCUGCGUGCUGAACGAAGGGGGAUUUUAAGCCAAAAAUUGAAGCAGCGGUUUUAUUUUGCCGGCUUCCUGAAUCUCCUAUUCGCUCCCAUUGUCCUUGCGUAUGUCAUCAUCGUUUACUUCUUUACAUAUUACAAUGAGUAUCAAAAGGACCCUAAGCUCGCUGCAGCUCGCAAAUAUACUUCACUUGCUGAAUGGAAAUUUCGCGAAUUCAACGAGCUUCCUCAUAUAUUUUACGAAAGACUUCAUAUGUCAUUUCCAUUUGCGACUCGUUACAUCGAUCAAUUUCCAAAACGUAUGACAGAGGAAAUUGCGCGGAGCAUCGCAUUCAUGUCUGGGGCUCUUACUGCUAUCCUUGCGGUGUGUACGCUGCUCGAUUCGGAACUAUUCCUAUCAUUUGAGAUUACAAAAGAUCGAACCGCUUUGUUCUAUCUGGGAAUAUUUGGAGGUAUAUGGGCAAUUACUCGAGGGAUGGUGUCUGAAGAGUCUACAGUAUUCAAUCCCGAGUAUGCCCUGAGGAAUGUGGUUGAGUAUACACACUAUAUGCCCGACCACUGGCAAGGAAGACUGCAUAGUUUCGAAAUUAAGCAGGAGUUCUCCGAACUCUACAAGAUGAAAGUAGUCAUCUUCUUGGAAGAAGUCCUGGGCAUCAUAACUACUCCCUUACUGCUGCUUCUGUCACUACCUAAGUGCAGUGAUCAGAUUGUGGACUUCUUUCGGGAAUUUACGGUGCAUGUAGACGGCCUGGGCUACGUCUGCUCGUUUGCUGUAUUUGACUUCAAAAAGGGACCAGGCCACGCCGAUCGUCAAAGAAUAACUCAGGAUGUUCGUGAGGAUUACUAUGCAACCAAGCACGGGAAGAUGGCUGCGUCUUAUUAUGGAUUCCUUGACAAUUAUGUUAUUAAUCCAAAGACUGGCAUCCCUGGGCAUAUGCCUCCUGGAUCACAGCAGCCAUUCCAUCCUCCGCCUGCGUUUCCAAAUCUCAAUUCACCUACUCUUGCAGCGGAUAUGCAGGCUUCUCAGGUGGGAAAUACAGAAACAGGAAGAAACAGAAGCCGAACAGCAGGGCUGGGCACAUUUCCCAGAGGAGGACACAGCAUUACGCAGCCAUCUCCUAUGGCGUCUAUGCUGUUAGAUCCUCGCCACCAGCCAUCAAUCACAAACUUUGGAGCAAGAGGACCACAUAAACCGCGGCCAUCUCGAGGAGCUCACCGUGCUGAUAUACAAAUCCCUGAGGAGCCAUAUGAGGCUGAGGCGGAUGCAGCUGGGCUGGGAGGAGACAGCUCCGAAGCGGGAGCCAUGCUCGGAGAAUCCAUGUGGCAGACGUCGCCAGGCCGGGAGCUCAGCAAGGAGAACAGCAUGGCCAACUCUAACGAGCCAGAAGCUGGUGUGCUUGGGCUGAUUAACCAGUUUCGGCAGGCACAGCAUCACCGCCGGGGAGGAGUCUUUUAGAUAUUACAAGGGGAGAAGGAGU